AUGCCUCACGACAUAAACAAGCGUCUACCUAUCAACGAUACGAAUAUUUUGGGCAUGUGGGAAAUCUUGCACGUGACUUUCCCCAUAUUUUGGUGGUUUAUUGGUGCACGAGGUUUUCAUUUCAACAACCCGAUGGCCCAUUCCCCAAAUCCGAAUUUGCCCGUGAGAGCCGCUGAGUCUCGUGUUGGCAGAGAAAACCAACGCUACAAUCCAGAAAAUGGCGCUCGAAUGGUAGCAGGAUGCAUUUGUCUCGAACAAUCGAAACAAAAAGUAAUCAUGAUUCUGUCUUCAGCACACAAGGGCCAGUGGGUUUUUCCUAAAGGUGGAAUUGAGCUCGACGAAGGCGACGAUUUUGUAUUGAGCGCCGUUCGUGAGACUUGGGAGGAGGCCGGUUGUGAAGGAAGAAUUGUCAAAAAGUUGCCCGUGGUGUAUGAUAUCAGAGGGUCCAAAGCACCGGUGUUGAAACCUGGCGAGGACUUCGAUCCACACAAGGUGAUUCCCAAGCUGGAGUUUCAUUUUUACGAAAUGCUGGUGGAACUGCUCAGUAAAGAGUGGCCGGAGGCUCAUAAGAGAGAACGAAGAUGGUGCACGUACAGUGAGGCCAAGCACGAGCUUUUGAAAGGGAAAAGAGCCGAGUUGGUGAGUGCCCUAGACGCUUCGAGCAUAAUCAAAGACAGCGCCGAGUUUUAA
Candidozyma auris is the source of this 690-nucleotide messenger RNA. Its product is annotated as polyphosphatase DDP1. NCBI's taxonomy places the organism in Eukaryota, Fungi, Ascomycota, Pichiomycetes, Serinales, Metschnikowiaceae. Gene Ontology annotation, cellular component: cytoplasm; nucleus. Gene Ontology annotation, molecular function: endopolyphosphatase activity; diphosphoinositol-polyphosphate diphosphatase activity; bis(5'-adenosyl)-hexaphosphatase activity. Gene Ontology annotation, biological process: diadenosine hexaphosphate catabolic process; diadenosine pentaphosphate catabolic process; diphosphoinositol polyphosphate metabolic process. The record is from RefSeq and is a predicted model, not a curated record. Bases 1 to 690 code for a protein of 229 amino acids. The transcript has a single exon.